Messenger RNA from Chroicocephalus ridibundus (black-headed gull), 1473 nucleotides. RefSeq names its product tektin-3-like. Gene Ontology annotation, cellular component: sperm flagellum; nucleus; microtubule cytoskeleton. The transcript has 7 exons. Bases 1 to 1473 code for a protein of 490 amino acids. Lineage: Eukaryota; Metazoa; Chordata; Aves; Charadriiformes; Laridae. The record is from RefSeq and is a predicted model, not a curated record. Gene Ontology annotation, biological process: cilium assembly; cilium movement involved in cell motility.
AUGCAGCCUGGUCGAUCUCCCUUAACGGCAACGUACGCCCAUCCACGAUCAACACCUAGCAAGUUUCUGCCUGCCAUCAGUGCCAUGGCUUCAAGCUAUAAGGCCCGUUUUCCUUACUACCCGCUGCCUCAGAGCUCCGGCCUCCCCUGGAUGCCCAGCACCUACUACAAACCAGCUGCCAUCAACCCAACUUUGGCUCCCUUUUCCAAAAGUUCCCAGGGGAUGACCGCCAGCAAGAAGCUUCCUGACAUUGCCAACAGAACAACCUUCAUCACCCGGUACACCCCUGAGGACUGGCACAGGUCCAACCUGACCAACUACAGAGAGUCAGAAACUUGCCAGCACAACGCGGAGCGUCUGAGAGUUGAUACCUCCCGCCUGAUUCAGGAUAAAUAUCAGCAGACAGAGAAGACACAAGGAGAAAGCACCAAAAACCUGGGAGUUCGUGCCAAUGAUAUUGGAUUUUGGAAAUCGGAGCUCUGCCGUGAGCUGGGUGAGAUGAUCGGGGAGACCAACGCCCUCACGGACAUGAAGAAAAGGCUGGAGAGAGCCUUGGCCGAGACGGAGGCCCCUCUCCAGGUCGCUCAGGAGUGCUUGCUUCAGCGGGAGAAGAGGAUGGGCAUUGACCUCGUCCAUGAUGACGCGGAGAAACAGCUCUUCACAGAAAUCGAUGUCAUCAGGUCGUGCCAGGAGAGGAUGCAGCAGUACCUGGAUAAGACAAAAGCCCAGCUCACGUCCAACAGAGUGGCCCAGCACGAGCUGGAGAGAGACCUGGCCAACAAGCAGGCGGCCCACCACAUCGAUGACAAGUGCCACCACCUGAGGAACACCUCCCACGGCAUCAGCUACUACCGAGGGGUGGAGCGGGUCGAUGCCACGAUCUCGGUGCCAGAGUCCUGGGCCAAGUUCACAGACGGCAACAUCCUCCGCUCCCAGAGCGAACGGGCGGCCUCUGCCAAGCUGCGGGACAACACCAGGAACCUGCUGGAGGUGACAGCCAACGAGAUGCGGUGCCAGUUCAACAGGGUGAACGUCGCCUUCACCAGCCGCAUCGCCGAGACAGCCGACGCCAAGAGCAAGAUUCAGACCCACCUGGCCAAGACACUGCAGGAAAUCUUCCAAAUGGAGAUGAACAUAGAAGCCAUCAAAAAAGCCAUGAGGGACCAAGGACCUCCGUUCAAAGUGGCUCAGACCCGGCUGGAAGAGCGCACACGGAGACCAAACAUGGAGCUGUGCCGGGACACUGCCCAGCUCCGCCUUGUCAACGAGGUCCAUGAAAUCGAUGAGACGGUCCAGAGCCUUCAGCAGCGUCUGAGAGACACCGAGGACACCCUGCAAAUGCUGGCUCGUGCCAAGUCGAUCUUGCAGCAUGACCUGGCCGUCAAAGCCAACUCGCUCUUCAUCGACCAGGAGAAGUGCAUGGGGAUGCGCAAGACCUUUCCCAGCACUGCGCGGCUGCUGGGUUCUGUUUAG